Molecule: messenger RNA, 391 nt
Organism: Meloidogyne enterolobii
Lineage: Eukaryota; Metazoa; Nematoda; Chromadorea; Rhabditida; Meloidogynidae
Source: the annotation of a GenBank genome assembly
UUAUUUUACAAGAAUGAGCGAGGAUCAAACAAUUAUUGAAUACGAAGGAAUUAAAUAUUAUUUAGAGGAAGGUCAAUGGUAUCAGAUGACUCCAAUUAGAAACGACAAGGUGCCUGCUGGUAUUAAAACCAAAAAGGGCAUUCAAAUAAGCCUUCUUCAAGAGAAUCUGCUGGAUGUGUUCAAAUUUCUCGACUUCAAUCAAUUAUUGUCUUUCCAACAAACAAGUUUUUAUUUCAAAAAUAUUGUUGACAAAUAUGGAAAGGAAUUGGCGAGGAAGAAAUUUGAAAAGCUUAAAUUUGUAUUGAUUUAUAAUUUUUUUUGGUACUAUGCGUUUAUCUUUUCCUUUUCUUCUCGUAGUCUCCUUUCUCAAAGAUUUAUACAAAAUUUUUGA